This is a messenger RNA of Dracunculus medinensis (Guinea worm), 162 nucleotides long. The record is from the annotation of a GenBank genome assembly. NCBI's taxonomy places the organism in Eukaryota, Metazoa, Nematoda, Chromadorea, Rhabditida, Dracunculidae.
AUGACAGAGCGAAUUCGAUUUCCUUAUGCUUCAAGUGUAAUCGCACCGAAUAGAUUUAUGAAAAGUGCUAUGAGCGAACAAGUAAAUAAUUAUUGCCAAUUUUCUUUUUUUAUAUUUGAAAUAUUGUUGAAAAAUGGUUUCCUCUUUCGGCGUUUUUACUAA